Molecule: messenger RNA, 948 nt
Organism: Triticum aestivum (bread wheat)
Lineage: Eukaryota; Viridiplantae; Streptophyta; Magnoliopsida; Poales; Poaceae
Exons: 2
Coding region: 50-448 (132 amino acids)
Source: RefSeq, a predicted model, not a curated record
CGUUAAAGCCUAUGAUUAGGAUACAAGGGAAGCCCGGCAACGUGAUGUUAUGAAUAGUGGCCGAGCCGGGCAGAGCCAAGCAGGGGCAGGGACUUACUUCACAGAGCCUCAAAGCGACUCCAUCUCUUCCCCCUCACGUCUCCUCCUCGUGUCCCUUCUACAAGAUAGCUUGGCGUUGCUAUUUCAUCUCGUCUCCCGGCUGGUCAGUGCACGAGCAGGGCGGCUGGGGGAGAGUGCUCAGCUCAGGGUCUCGUUCAUGGGGUGGCUGCGGUCGCUCAUGGCGCCCAUCAAGAAGCUCUGGAUUCGCGUGCAUUCCGCGCAGAAGAAGAAGAGAGGGAUCUACAUCCUGUACGAGGACGUCAAGUCGUGCCCGUGUGAGGACGUGCAGAUCCUCUGGUCCAUCCUCGUCGAGUCCCACCCGCCGCCGCCGCUGCGGCUGAAGCAGUGAUCGACCGGCCGGCCGGUCCCUGCCGCCGUCCGUCGAUCGAGCACGGCGCUCCGACGUACCGAUGGCCUCCCGGCGGCAACCGAUCCCGACAUGCUUCGACUGACUGUCGGUGGCUCGUUCUAGUGUACAUAAAGAUGAUCGAGCGAGCGGCAGUUCCGUGUCGCCAUGAUAGUAGAAAAGUAGGUGUUCCCUCGGCCUCUCCCUUGUGAGCACGGAAAUGGCGUGCAUGGCCGGUGAGCUCCCCUCUCGCUAGCAUCGCAUGUGUCCUUCACCGACACUGCGAUUCUGCGAAGCAAGGUUUUUUUUUCUUUUUCUCUUCUUUCUUCUUUUCCUUUUUGGAAAAAAGGGGGAGGCACGUGUAAGGCUCGGUUGGUGGCCCGGGUCAAUGGCCGCGCGUGCCUGUAUACGAGAGAGAAGGCUGUAAGCACCAGACACCGGCGAUGAUGGUGUUGAGGGAAAAGAAUUGUGAGUGUGGCAUUGAAAGAUGGCUUGAUUGAUCC